AUGACAGACAAUUCGGAAGACGUAUACUACUGGGUCUUCUCCAGGUACGCCAAAAAUGAAUGCGCUGGCAUCUUUGGCGAUUCAGACGAAGAGCGAGAGUCCAUGAGAAAGACCAUACACGACCUCUGCGCAUCCGAAGAAAGGCGCGGACAUAGUCUCUCCAAAGAGGAUAUCGAUCUUGGAAUCAAGAGCGCUUUCGAUCAAUUCGAUGGGGAUGACGACGACGCAAGGGUGUACGGCCCAAAAAAGGACAAGACUGGUCAAUUCUUGUUUGCCAUACACAGGGCAAGAAACCGCGGUGAAGGCGUGGCGGAUGCACUCAGACAGCAAGAUCCGCCUACUAUAUAUCAGUACAAAACCUUUCUCGCUGAAGAACUCAAGAACAAGGACGAGAGUCUUUUUUCCCCCGACCUCUCCCAAGUUGAGCAACGCAACAAAAUAGGUCCUUACAUCACGCCAGUCAGCGGUAAUUAUCUGGUAGGGGUGGAUUGGGCCACAUUCACUUCUAAGAGAGAUGCUAGAGAACAUGCUUCCAAGGAAACCUUCAAGCGAACGAAAGAAUUGAGUGGUAAAGGAUUCCGACUGGGCUUGUGGACGGAGUUUUGGAUCGGUAUCGUGACACGAACAGACCCCUUGGAAGGUCGGGACUACUGGUUAGAGAUGUUUGUUGUAUCAGAGUGGAAGCGCGACAAGACUUGUGGCAAAUGGAUACAGACAGACAUAAGAGAAAUAACGCCUCGUCAUGUUGAGAAGGAACUUGACUGCAACGGAGGCGGGGACUCACCAUCAGAAGACUCGUCCUCGGAAGGUCCAUCGCUGGUGGAUUCAUUGCCACAAGACUGA
This is a messenger RNA of Alternaria viburni, 843 nucleotides long. RefSeq lists its product as uncharacterized. The record is from RefSeq and is a predicted model, not a curated record. Lineage: Eukaryota; Fungi; Ascomycota; Dothideomycetes; Pleosporales; Pleosporaceae. Bases 1 to 843 code for a protein of 280 amino acids. The transcript has a single exon.